UGAAGAAUAGCGACAAUAUAUGAUGUCCGGAUGACAAGACAAGGCAAGAGGACGGCAGCCAACUUGCGCUCGGUCGUGGAAUAGGCGCCCAGCGGCGAUCCUGGAGAGGCGCCCGGCACCGUGCACGUGCCACGAAGCUGUUUUGCUUUUUGGGAAAUUUUGCUCGGACUUAUCUCAAGCCAUUCCGCCUGUGCCUCCCUCCACCCCCCUCCAUCCCCCCCUGUCCUUCUCAUCCGCCAUGGCCAAGACAGCAGCAGACAAGAAGGUCGACAAAAAGGUCGACAAGAAGGCCGACAAGAAGGCCGCAAAGGCCGCAGCGAAGGCCGCAGCUCCGAAGGAGGCAGCCCCUGCAACGAAGCCUAUCUCGUCUAAGGAGAUUAUGGCCAAGGCCGGCUCCAAGGCGAAGCUUUCAAAGAAGGCAGAGAGUAGCAGUGAUGAGUCUUCCGAGAGUGAGUCCAGUGAUGAGGAGGCAUCAAAAAAAAAGGCGAACGGCAAGGCGAAGGCUGCGCCUCCUACGAAGCCAACGCCCGUAAAGGCGAACGGCAAGGCCAAGAAGGCCCCUUCAAGUGAUUCGUCCUCGAGCGAGUCUGAGGAUGAGAAGCCGAAGGCCGCGCAGGUGAAGGCGACGCCCAAGAAGGCGUCGUCUUCCAGCGACAGUGAAGGCGAGAGCAGCUCCGAGGAUGAGGCCUCGAAGAAGACUGCAGCACUCGCCAAGGCUGCCUCAAGCCCAGAGGAGAGCGACAGCGACUCGAGUGAGGAGGAGGCUCCCAAGAAGGCUACUGCCACCCUUCCGAAGAAGGCGACGCCUGCUAAGACCGCCCCUGCGAAGGCUGCAUCAUCAUCGUCGAGUUCUGAGGAGAGUAGCGACGAUGAGGCUUCGAAGAAGCCGCAACAAAAGGCCACAACGGCCAAGACCACUCCCGCUAAGAAGGAGGCGUCCGACGAGGACAGCUCUGAUGAGAGCUCAGAGGACGAGGAUGUCGUGAUGGCGGAUGAGACGACCAAGAACGGCAAGCGUAAGGCCAACGAUGAGGCUCCUGCACCCGCAAAAAAGGCCAAGCUGGCCACCAACGACGCCACAGCCACCGACGGCUCAGAGCCAACCAAGGCAAUCUUUGUCGGCAGGCUCUCCUGGAAUGUCGACAACGACUGGCUCGCGCAGGAGUUCGCCGAAUGCGGCGAGGUCGUCUCCGCGCGCGUGCAGAUGGAUCGUAACACCGGCAAGUCGCGCGGCUUUGGGUAUGUUAACUUCGCCACGGAGGAGGCCGUCGAGGCCGCGCUCAAGCUGAACGGCAAGGAGAUCGACGGGCGCCCAGUCAACGUCGACAAGAGCGUACCCAAAGCGCCCACCGAGCGGCGCGAGAGCCGUGCCCAGGCGUUUGGCGACAGCCAGAGCUCGCCGUCCGCGACACUGUUCGUCGGCAACCUCAGCUGGGACGCGACGGAGGACAUCCUCUGGGAGACGUUCAGCGAGUACGGCGAGGUGAAGAGCGUGCGCAUGCCGACGGACCGUGAGACCGGCAAGCCGAAGGGCUUCGGCUACGUCGAGUUCUCGGACGUCGACUUGGCGAAGAAGGCGUUCGAGGGCGCGGCAGGCGCGGAGAUUGCGGGUCGGGAGAUUCGCCUGGACUACUCCCAGCCGAGAGAUAGCAAUGGUGGUGGAGGUCGCGGCUUCGGUGGUGGAGACCGCGGUGGCCGUGGCAGGGGCUUCGGUGGUGGAGAUCGCGGUGGCCGUGGAAGGGGACGAGGAUUCGGUGGCGGAUUCGGAGGUGAUCGGGGUGGCGGACGUGGUGGAGGUCGUGGACGUGGCGGCGACCGGGGUCGCGGCGGUGGACGUGGUGGCCGAGGUGGCCCCCGCACCGGUGCCAUCGCACAAUCCGCGGGCACAAAGGUUACCUUCGAUUGAUUGGCUCGUCGUUGGACUGUUGUAUGCUUACUUAUGCUUUUAUCUCGACUGAUCGGUUAUUGCUAUGCAUGCUGCCCAUGCUUCGGUGGCUUCAUCUCUCGCAAUUUGGUGUGCUCAAAUGAUCAAAAACCAUUUCUUGGUUGGAGAGGUACGGUGAU
Molecule: messenger RNA, 2064 nt
Organism: Rhodofomes roseus
Lineage: Eukaryota; Fungi; Basidiomycota; Agaricomycetes; Polyporales; Fomitopsidaceae
Exons: 5
Coding region: 239-1906 (555 amino acids)
Molecular function (GO): RNA binding
Source: RefSeq, a predicted model, not a curated record